AUGAAUGAAGCUCCAGUAACUAAUCCAGCAAAUUCAACAAAUCUAGUAGAAAGACCAGUCUCGCCUGCAAAUAUCAAGGAUCUUUUAAAUGAAUUAAACAAAUUAACAAGAACAGUUCCUAAUUUAUCAGAUGAACUUCCUGAGGAUCAUGUUAAAAUUCAGAUAGAUGAAGCUCAAGUAACUAAUCCAGCAAAUUCAACAAAUCUAGUAGAAAGACCAGUCUCGCCUACAAAUAUAGAAAGCCCAGUUCCAGCUCCGUCACAAAAUCUGCCAGACAAUAAAUCUAGUAUACCAAAUCUAGUAGUUAAACAAGACAAUAAUUCUAGUAAAUCCAGCGAAUUUGGAGUUAUAAAUUGUUUAGUAUAUAUCCUUUGUCUUCCUUAUUAUAUUUGUUGCUGUUUAUGGAAUUGUUUAGAUAAUUGUUAUGGAGGUUGUUCUGAGAAAAAAGCACUUAUUAGUUUUGGAGUAUUAUUAGUAGUUGGUUUUAUAAUUCUUUUGAUUAUUUCAGUUUUGUCUGCCCUGGGUGCUUGCUGUGGAAAUCCAGUUUUAGCUGGAAUUGGUGAUAUUGUCUUGUUAGUAAUAAUUUGUGGGAUUUGUGCUGGCUGCGGCCGUAAUUAA
Messenger RNA from Dentiscutata erythropus, 618 nucleotides. The record is from the annotation of a GenBank genome assembly. Lineage: Eukaryota; Fungi; Glomeromycota; Glomeromycetes; Diversisporales; Gigasporaceae.